GUAUCAAUAAGGACGCGUUUUACGUUUGGAACUCCAUUAUCAAAUAAUAGAUGCAGCAUUAUAUUUUCUUCUAUCGAGGAAAAAGCAUCACUAUUUCGGGCUUCGUAAAAAAACAAGGAGUGGUAAAACAAUAAUCGCACAUCUCGUAUGCAUGUUAUGGGAGAUGAUGUUUCUUUUACUUGAUUUUUGGAUUUGCUGUUUUGGCCUCGGAUAUUGAUAGAAGUCAGUCAUCAUUUAAGACUUACAGGAUAUAUUCGACUGUUCGAAGCAUAUUGCCCUUUCAAUAUUAGUUAGAGACAUGAUUGGCCAGUAUAUCAUAUUGACAGGAAUUUUAUGGCAACUCUGUUUGACUGAUGGGGCAUGCCCUGAUGGUUGGGACAGCGUAGAAUCAGGAUGUUACAAGUUUCAAGAUCUAACACAAAUAGCCCCGGACUGGAGUAAUGUGCCAACAUACGGAGAGGCAAAGGUGAUUUGUGCAGACAUGGGUGCUAAGCUAGUGGUUUUCAAUAGCUAUGAUGAGCUGGCGAACGUUGGUAACAGUUAUGCGUCAGAACGUAUGGGAGCUGCACUUGGAAUGCCAUUUAACUUCUGGGUCGGCUGUACGGACGCGGACGUAGAAGGAACAUUUGAGUGUGAAGAUGGUACACAACUUUCCCUCAGUAGCGAUUUGUGGCUAAGUGGAUACCCGAUAAGCUCUGUUGGAGGAGGUGGCAUCGAAGACUGUCUCUACUAUCUUCCUAAUAGACAUGGCUUGGAAGACACUGAUUGCAACGCGCCACACAGCGCUUUUGCCCUUUGCGAAGUUGACCCGUUGCCAGAAGCCACUACCCCAGAGGCCACGACACCGCCUCCACAGCAAUCCCAUAAUAGAAACCCGUCAGGAUUCUACGCGAUGGCCAAGGAUGACAAUGGGAACCCUCGGAGAAACUACUGUCUUUCCGCCGACCCGAUGAAGAUCAUAAGCGGCGUUAAAGAUAAAAUACAUUGCGCCGGUGAAUGCGGGAAAGAAGAGAACUGCGCCUCAUUCAAUUACAAAGGCAAUGAUUGCGAACUGUACGAUAAAAAUGGGAUGUUGACGGAUCAAGAUGGAUGCUUGCAUUAUGUGCGCCUUUAAACUUAGCCGAAAGUAUAUAUCUUGUAAAAUGGAUGAGUAACAAGAUGAAAAGACUGAUGAAAAACUUGUCAUCAAAUUGUAAGGCCUAUUUCAAUUUCGAAGUUACCAGAUGGUUACACGUUUUUCUUUCUCGAUCAGAUCCCCCCAUAAUACAAUAAUUGUUUCAG
Molecule: messenger RNA, 1281 nt
Organism: Lytechinus variegatus (green sea urchin)
Lineage: Eukaryota; Metazoa; Echinodermata; Echinoidea; Temnopleuroida; Toxopneustidae
Product: CD209 antigen-like
Exons: 4
Coding region: 299-1114 (271 amino acids)
Source: RefSeq, a predicted model, not a curated record